AUGGGCAAAUCGGAAAUCCAGUCAUGGAUUGCCUCGACGUCAACUGCAGCAGAUGAUGAUACUGAAUACGGAGAAUCUAGUCCUUCUCGCCUGGAAUGGCGCAGGUCGGAUGUGCUUGCAGAUUGGUCUCGUGCACUCGAAGUGGCUCGCAGCCGACUUCUCACCAGCAGCACGAAGAAGCGCUUAGAAUUUCUCAGUGAAGAGCUAUUGGUUCUAGCUAAACAUGCAGAUCUCAAGCUGUCGCAAGUGCUUGAUUUAUUCCAGCUGCUUACACUCACAUAUUCUCGAUAUGUUGAUAUGCCGUCGCGUGAAGCCGUCGAGGCUGUAGGCAUGGAGCUCGUGCGACGAGAUGAAUUGCGUGGGAGGCCGGAUGGAGAGCCCGAAGAAAGUCCCAUGGGGGUAGCAGAGCAGAUUGUCGGUUGGCUGGUCACCGAAGUCGGGCGCAUGGCGAGUCGAGGAAGCUCCUACGCAUCUGCGGACAUAUUUGUCCUAUUGAGUUGGUGCUGUGGACUGUAUACCGUCUGUUUGCAGUGCAGUCCUGACUUCGUCACUACCUCUUCGAUCGCAUGGAAUGGCUUGAUUAGUGUGAUCGCAAAUCUGGUAGACUUAGUAUUGGAUGAUUCGACACGUAUAAAGCCUUCCAUUCGGAAGAGCGCGCUUGUGCGGACCCGACGCGCUUUACGAUCAAGUCCGCAAAAUAUAUCAAAUGCGAUGAAAGCAUUACUUUUGAAAGUCAAGAAUCAUCCUCGUCCAAUGUCAUUGGCACCGUUGUUGGGUAUAUGUGUGGAUGUAAAGAUUCGGCUGAAGAAUAUCAAGGACGAGAGCUUGAGAGAUCUAGACUCUUCACUGAAGACGGAGAUACUGAACUACUAUACCGCGUCAAUAUUGCUCUCAAAGACGUCCGUAUCGAUGCAUGUUUCGACCGCUUUGAAUGAUUUCAUUAGCACCUCAAUCACCACCGAAGAUUUUACCGUUUCUGUGCUUCCAACGAUGGAAAAAGCGUUGCUGAGAUCCCCUGAAAUUUCCCUGAGUGUCGUCACCCAUUUUUUUGUGACGUAUCCCCAUCCAGUUGAAGGUGACAGUCUCCGCAGAAUACUUACGCCAACAUUGAAUAGUGCCAAAUCGACCAACCAGCUUGUUCGUGCGGGCUCUAUCUCUUUGUUCAGUUCUAUUGCAGAGAAGACUCGAGAUUCGAGUGAUGUCGAUGUUGCUGCCGCCGAGGUCUUAGCUCUUCCAAGAGCUGGUAAGACUGCAGGACCUGAUCAUCGGGCAACCUUAUAUACGAUUCUGGGUUGUAUCAGGCCUUCGAGCUCGGUGUCUCCGUCGAUACUCAAUGCUGGCCUUCCUCUUCUAGCCAAGGAGACUCAUGAUGCAGCUGUUGUAGCCCUGUCCUCUGCUUUGGUUACCCAUUUGACCCACUGCCUACACGAAAACGUUGUAAUGUCACCUGAUGCUGUCGUUCUGCUAACAAAGGAAAUGAAUGGUUCUAAACCUGUCCUUCGGCGCGCCUUCUGCUCGUUAGUUGGCGAUGCGUUCUGGCAACUGGAGGCUGUUAGUUCGGAUAUGUCCCUAGCGUUGGCGGAAACUCUUCUUUCCUCUCUAGAGACAAACCUGAAGACUGUUGCUGCUGGACCUUUGACUUCGGCUGCCGGACCCCUGGAAGGAUACAUUGCGCUGGCAAUUAUUCUUUCGCCGCUAUCUCGUUCGGGAAAAUUUGAUACUGCUAUCUCGCGAAAUACGACAUUGCAGUCUAUCUUGUCCACAGGCUCAAAGCCAUCAUUCCUCCUGUGGGAGAAAGUCUACCAGAAAUUGGGCGGGAUUGAUGAAGAGAUUUGGCUCCUUCGAGCUGUACAAGCAUCUCUUGUUUACUUCAAAAAUGACGUUAUGCGGAAUGAACAAGCCCGUGCAAUGAUGGGUCUCAUCUUUCUGCAUCUUGCUGUUGAGAGCCAGUAUCCUCAAGUUCGACGGUCUACCAUCAGUGCUCUAGAAUCGCUCACCAGAAGUCAGCCCGAGCUAACACCUACCGUCGUACUCUCAGCGCUAUCAUUAUACUGGUCGAGAGAGGGGGCGGUAACUUCAAAGGUAGCUAAUGGUAGUCUUGAGGAAGGUGAGACCGGUGUCAGUAAGGGGGGUCGUUUAUCGGCACUUCUCUUGACGUCUGCUGCAUUUGCGGAGGAUUGUGAUGACUCGUUGCGAAAAACUUCACUCGUGAAUAGUGUUGUGCUAGCUCAUCACCCGCUCUUAGACAGCGGUUCACGGCAAAUAUGGAUUGAAUGUUGUCAGAAGGCAAGAGUUGAUCCCCAUGCACUUGUCUGUGAGCGGAUAGAGUCGGUCUUCCAGGAAGUUAUGGGGGCAUUAGACAUUCAAUCCAAGACUUCUUGCGGUACUCUAUCAGAAGCUAGCUAUCGUGCUAUUACGACUAUUGUCUUCAUUGCUCCGGAGGUUGUCUUACCCAGAGUCAUGCAACAACUGAAUGCGGAUAUCGAUCCUGAUAAGACUAGUUCGUUAAGCGACAUUGACUUGGCGAUAUGGGCAACACCCGAUGGACAGACAUAUGUUGAUGUGCUUGCCUCGAAAAAGGUUGAAGAGCCUCAGAAGAAGGGAAAAGGAUACAAAGAUGCACAGUGGGAGGCAGAGGUGCGUAAGUCAUUGGCAAGCAAGAAGGGUUCAGCACCGUCUACGCUGUCAAAGCAAGAUAUUGCGUUAUUGGAGGCUCAGCUGGAAAAAGAAAGACGAGUUCGGCAACGCGUAUCGAGUGUGAAGGCCCAGUUGGAGCGCGGCCUUAAUCUUGUGCACAGUCUGGUGCUCGCUCGAGUGGAUGAAUUCCGAGUCUACCUCUCAUCUAUAGUUGCCUCGCUAUUGCGUGGAGCCUUUGGGAAUGCAGUAAAACUCGUAGGCUCAUCUUCUUUCGAGCGGUAUUUGGAACUGGCCGAAGCGUGUUCGGGCCGUCUAGAAGCUUUUAGCAGGUGGAUCGGCGUUGCAACUCUGCGAAGCUUGCAAGUGGAGGGCGUCCCAGAGGAUUUCGAAUUAGAGCCUUUGAAUGCACUCGUACUCCGUAUAUUACACAGGCUGCGCUCAUUGUCAGAACAAAGUCCCUUCGAUGCGGCCACUUUUGCAUACAUGUCGCCUUUGUUGAGUCAAAUAUUCUCUCAGGGAGGAAUUGCCAUGGCCGAAGAAGAUGAUCCAUUGGAGCAAGUGGCUCUGACUGUCGACAUCAUUAAAUUCCACUCGGGUGAAUUUGCCGAUCCUGUGUUUCCGCGAAUCAGGACACUUCAGGACCUUCUACACGGUAUAAAAACCCAGCCCAAAGUGGCCAAAGAGGCGUCUUCGGCCCUUAUAGACAUCGGUCAAGCUAUGCAAUCUACUGCUUCUCGUGAUGAACUUGACGUGCUCCUGCGUGGAACUUUACAGCAGGAGGUCUACGUCAGAAAUUCUUGCCUGCAGACGCUCCAGCCUUUCGAUUUGACGGACCUAGACUGGUCGCCUGAGCUGUGGAUAGCGUGCCAUGAUGACGAUGAUCAAAACGCUCGUUUGGCUAACCAUGUAUGGGAGGACAACGGACUUGAUGUUCCAGAGCAUUUCUUACAAGAUUUGAUCGCAUUCCUCGAGCAUGAGAAUGCGUACGUUCGCGCUAGCUGUGCUACAGCUUUGGCAGACGCAGUCUUGAAUCAUUGGCUCCAAACUAUCAGCAAGGUACUUGUAGUAUUGCAAGACUUCUACCGCGAAAAGGCUAAGGUUCUUGCGCCGGAGUUCGAUGAAUAUGGCAUGGUUAUCGCUCAAAGUCUUGACCGCAGUGACCCGUGGCCAACGCGGAUAGCACUUGCUCGCACAUUCGAACUGCUGGCACCCGCAUUCAAGACCGAGGAUGUCGAACCUUUCUUUACUUUCCUGAUCCGCGAUCAGGCUUUGGGGGAUCGCAAUGCCGACGUCCGUCGGGGUAUGCUUAGUGCAGGCACUGCGGUUAUUGACCUUCAUGGAGCAAAGCGACUCCCUGGUUUGAUAGCUAUGUUUGAGAGCCAGCUGUCGGGCAAUAGUCUUGCUACGGAGACGGCUGACCACAUCAAAGAAGCGGUUGUGAUUCUGUUUGGAAGGGUGGCGAGACACUUGGAUCCCUCUGACAGCCGUGUACCGAAAAUAGUGGAGCGACUUGUAGAAGCCUUGAAGACACCCGCAGAACAGGUGCAAAUGGCCGUCUCGGAUUGCUUGGUCGCUCUAGUCAAUCGUAUGCGAUCACCAUUAGCAGCAUUGAUCAACCGUCUCCUGGAUGAACUUUUUGAUGCUCCAAAAUAUGCCGCACGUCGUGGUGCAGCUUAUGGAUUAGCAGGUGUCAUCAAAGGCGCAGGUAUUGCUUCAAUGAAGGAACUCAAUAUCCUAGAGCGCUUGAAGGCGGCCGCCGAAGAUAAGAAGCGCUAUGAGCCACGCCAGGGCGCAAUGUUUGCCUUUGAGACAUUUUCGACGACUUUGGGGCGGCUUUUUGAGCCUUAUGUGAUCCACAUUCUCCCAGUAUUACUGACAUCUUUCGGUGACGCGACGCCCGAUGUGCGGGAAGCCACACACGAAGCUGCUCGAGUCAUUAUGGCUAAUAUGUCGGGCUACGGUAUCAAGACCAUCACUCCCUCCCUGCUCUCUGGCCUUGAUGAAAAGCAAUGGCGAACCAAGAAAGGUUCUAUCGAGCUACUGGGAAUGAUGGCUUAUUGUGCCCCAAGACAGUUAUCACAGUCACUUCCUAUUGUCAUACCAAGAUUGACUGCUGUUUUGACCGAUGCCCAUGCUCAGGUGCGAGUAGCAGCGAACAAGAGUUUGAAACAGUUCGGUGAGGUCAUUAGCAAUCCAGAGAUUCAAGCACUCGUACCUGUCUUCCUCAAAGCCAUGGUCGACCCAGGCAGGACACCUAAUGCAUUGACAGCACUUCUCAAAACCUCAUUCGUACACUAUAUCGACCACUCAUCGCUUGCCUUGGUCGUUCCUAUCAUUGAUCGAGGCCUGCGGGAACGCAGCGCUGAUACUAAGCGAAAGGCCGCCCAGAUUAUUGGGAACUUGGCAUCUCUGACAGAUUCCAAGGACUUCGUUCCAUAUCUCUCUCAGUUGCUGCCCUUGGUGCAUGUCGUACUUGUAGACCCGGUCCCGGAAGCUCGAGCAACCGCCGCAAAGGCUUUAGGUACCCUGGUUGAGAGACUGGGCGAAGUUCAUUUCCCCGAUUUGGUCCCCGGUCUGCUUCGCACUCUAAAGACAGACACAUCUGGUGUCGACCGGCAGGGCGCCGCGCAAGGUCUUAGCGAAGUCCUUGCUGGGCUCGGAAUGGAACGCAUGGAGGGCUUGCUCCCCGAUAUUAUCGCUAAUGCACAAUCACCGCGCAGCACUGUCCGAGAAGGCUUUAUGUCGCUUCUUGUUUUCUUGCCCGCUACUUUUGGCACUCGCUUCCAGCCACAUCUUCCAAAAAUCGUUCCACCCAUUCUGGGAGGUUUAUCAGACACUGAGGAUUACGUACGGGAUGCUGCAAUGCGCGCUGGACGGAUGAUCGUGACAAAUUACUCGACCAGGGCGAUAGACUUACUGUUACCCGAGCUGGAACGCGGCAUGUUCGAUCCUGGUUGGCGUAUUCGUCAAUCAUCGAUCACUCUUGUUGGGGAACUACUGUUCAAAGUUUCCGGCAUCAGUGGUAAAGCUGAGAUCGAAGAGGAUGAAGAAGUGGUUGAGACCGCCAUGGCCGAAACAUCACGCCGUGCACUCGUCGAGGUCCUCGGCCCAGAGCGUAGAGAUAGAAUUCUCUCUGCAUUGUAUCUUGCCCGACAAGACGCUGUCAACGUUGUACGACAAUCAUCGAUACAUAUCUGGAAGGCUUUGGUACAUAACACUCCGCGCACAGUGCGGGAGAUUCUUCCUGAAUUAGUUAGCCAGGUUAUAUCGUUGUUGGCUGGCGAGGAGAGUGACCAGCAAGAGACAGCUGCCCGAACAGUGGCUGAGCUUUGCCGCAAGUCUGGAGAGAAAAUCUUUGGAGAGAUGAUCUCGAUACUCAAAUCACGUCUGGCUUCAACUGAUCCUAAGAUUCGCGAAGGAGUGUGUCUGACGCUUUGCGAGCUCAUGGAGAGCACAACCGAUAACCAGCGAGAGGGUCAUGAAGACGAGAUCAUAACUAUGGUUCGCGCCUCACUGGUCGAUGAUGAAGCCGAUGUUCGCGCCGCUGCCGCAAAGGCCUUCGAUACUCUCCAGGAGCACAUCGGUGCUAAAGCCAUUGACCAGACAAUUCCCACACUGCUCGAAGCCCUGCGCCAGCCUGGACAGAGUUCGGGUACGGCGUUGCAGGCGCUGAAAGAAGUUAUGGCGGUUCGCGCCAGUACUGUGUUCCCGGUCCUAAUCCCGACAUUGACUGCAAUUCCGAUGUCUGUGUUCAAUGCACGAGCACUGGCAUCUCUUGUUACUGUUGCAGGCACCGCAUUGAGCAAGCGUUUGACGGUGAUCCUCACAGCUCUGGCUAAAGUUAGAGAGAGCCCUGACCUCAAAGACGAAGAGGAGCUUGAUUCCGCUAUAUCUGAAGCUAUACGCGCAUUACUUGGAUCGAUUUGUGACGCAGAAGGGCUUCACACCCUUAUGCUAUUGCUGCUUGGAUGGGCUAAACACGAGGCAGUUGCUCGUCGUAUAACGGCCUGCGAACUGCUUUCCAUUUUCUGCGAGGAAUCGGAACUAGACUCGUCUUUGUAUCGCAUCGAUUGGAUCCGACAACUUGUCUCUCUCAUGGAUGAUAGCGAAGUUGAAGUUCACAAAGCCGCUCUGCAUUCACUUGACGCUUUCAUCAAAUCUGUUCCAAAGGACGAACUUGAACCACUGGUCGUACCAUUGCGUCGUACUAUUGAAGGUACUGGUGCUCCUGGCAGACAUGUGCCCGGAUUCAGUCUCCCCAAAGGCGUUGCACCCACUGUCCCCGUCAUUAUCGCAGGCCUUACAACAGGCAGCAACGAGCAGAGGGAGCAGGCAGCGUACGCGAUUGGCGACCUUGUUGAGCGAACUGAGGAGAACUCCCUCAAGCCUUUCGUAGUACAAUUCACCGGGCCUCUCAUUCGCGUCGCAACUCAAGCUACCACUUAUCCACCCGCGGUCAAGUCGGCUAUCUUGACUGCGCUCGCCACAAUGCUUGAUCGUAUACCGAAUUUCGUCAAGCCCUUCUUCCCACAAUUGCAACGCACAUUUGUCAAAAGUGCAAGCGACCCUGCCAGCCUGUCUGUACGCAACAAGGCCGCCCAAGCACUGGGAAUGCUCAUGCGUAGCCAACCACGGGUGGACCCGGUAAUUACCGAGUUGAUAACUGGGGUCAAAAGCAAUGACGACUCCAUCGCAAGCAGUCUUGUGCUCGCCCUAGCCUAUGUAGUAAAAAACGCUGGGACAAAUGUUGGCGAGAAGGCAAGGGAAGCUUGCGUUGAAAUCGUGGCAGAAGCGUUCCGAGAGGUCCAUGCUGAGGGUUAUAGCCAGGCUGUUGCGACGCUGUUCUCCGUUAUCUCGCCACCACAAAUUCUUCAGCCCAUCAUUGAGGCCAAUCUCCUGGUGGGGACACCACCUUCUGUGUUAUCUUCGCAAUGUAUACUUGCAGUCCUAUCUCCGGAUGACGAUCUUACAUCAAGCGACCCCGACGCUCCUAAUGCUUUCCAAGAACUGGGUGUGCUCAGAAGCAUUGCACAAAAAGUCCAGGAGAGCGUCGCGAGUGAUCGCCCAUCAAUCUCGCGGCCUGCUCGUGAAGCAAGAGAUCUUCUCAAGGAAUUCGAUGAAGCUGGUCUAUAA
Fibroporia radiculosa is the source of this 7770-nucleotide messenger RNA. RefSeq lists its product as uncharacterized. Bases 1 to 7770 code for a protein of 2589 amino acids. Gene Ontology annotation, biological process: cellular response to amino acid starvation; regulation of translation. Gene Ontology annotation, cellular component: cytosol. Gene Ontology annotation, molecular function: protein kinase regulator activity. The record is from RefSeq and is a predicted model, not a curated record. Lineage: Eukaryota; Fungi; Basidiomycota; Agaricomycetes; Polyporales; Fibroporiaceae. The transcript has 28 exons.